AUACCCCUGUAUGUAAGGAAGAUCAGAAGACACUUUACGCCGUUGCUCCAAACGAAUCCAUACUGGUAACAUGCGACGUUGAAGCUACUCCAUCCAAUGUCUCGUACAUGUGGUUUUUCAACAACUCCCUGGAGAUAAUCGAGAUAACAUCAUUUAAGUGGAAUGGAACGUAUGCCGAAGUGUACUACCGCCCUGAUACUCUGUACGGGUACGGUGUGCUGUACUGCUGGGCUAGAAACGAAGUAGGAAGCCAGAAAGAACCUUGUUCUUUCAGUAUUAUACCAGCAGGACCCCCAGAAGCUUUAAAGAACUGCGGAGUCACGAAUAAAUCGACCACUAGGAUAAUCAUAAAAUGUGAACCAGGAUAUAAUGGAGGAUUAAAGCAGGCGUUCCACUUGGAAGUCUUUAACGCUGCACUUGACCGUCUACAGAGGAACAUUACUCAGUACGAUCAACCCUUGUUUGUAGUGAAUGAUCUCCCUUUAGGAACAUCUUUUAUCUUGGCUUUGUAUGCGUCGAACUCCAAAGGAAGAAGCAACUCAAUUGCAUUAACAGUUUAUACUGUAUUAUAUUCUAAAAAAACAACAGGUAUGUACUGAAGUGUUC
Messenger RNA from Limulus polyphemus (Atlantic horseshoe crab), 606 nucleotides. RefSeq lists its product as uncharacterized. Lineage: Eukaryota; Metazoa; Arthropoda; Merostomata; Xiphosura; Limulidae. The record is from RefSeq and is a predicted model, not a curated record. Gene Ontology annotation, molecular function: protein binding. The transcript has 2 exons. The annotation marks the transcript as partial.